CACCUCCGCUCCCUCGCCGCUCGUCCGCGCGCCCCUCGUACCCGCCCAAGCCGGCGCUCCCCGGCCCCUCGCUGUCACGCGACUGCGCGCCGCCGCCGCACCCUAGGCGCCUCUCCGCCCUCCACCGCUGGCCUGCUCUGCCAGCGCGCCCCUGCUCCUGCCCGCCGCCGCCAUGCGCUCCGCCGCGCCGCUCCUGGCGCUUCUCGUCGCUGCCCUCUCGCAGCGCGCUGCCGCCGCUGCACCGCACACGCCGCGUGGUAUUGCCGCUGCGCCACUGCCGCCGCAGCCCCUCUCGCAGCGCCUCGUCGCGCGCCUCGACGAGUGGGCGAGCGCGCUGCUGCCGGCGCUCGACGACGCCCAGCUGGCCGACGCCGCAUGGGACGCCGACGAGACGGCCGACGGCGGCGGCCUCUUUGGCGGCGACACGAGCCUAGCGUGGGGCGGCAGCACGCUCGAGGUCGUGCGCACGCAGGCAACGUACGUGACGCGCCCGGCGGCCUUCGGCCCGCGCAUCGUGGCCGACGAGGGCCUGCACGGCUCGCUGCUGCCCAUCUCCGACUUUUACCGCCCGCCGCACGGCUCUGCCUCGGCGGCGUGCCCGUACCCUGACGGCCCCGGCUGGCGUGCCGACGACGAGGAUGCGCCGCUGGUGCUGCAGCGCGGCGGCGAGGUGCCUGAGCAGCCGACGCUGAAGCCGCCGCACGACUGGAUUGCGCUGCUCGAGCGCGGCGGCGGCUGCUCGUUCGUCUCCAAGGUCCGCGUCGCGCAGGCGCUCGGCGCCAAGGCCGUCGUCGUGGGCGAUGCGCCGUCGCCCGGCUGGCACCGCAUGCCGGGCAGCGAGGGCGAGGCGGACCCGGGCCUGGCGGGCCGGCUGCUCACGAUGUUCGCGCCCGGCAGCACGGCCGACGUGCACGUGCCGAGCACGUUCAUCACGCGUCCGAGCUACGUCGACCUCAGCAGGCUUGUCGAUGAGCUUGCGCUCGACGUCGAGGCCGGCCGCGCAGAGUGCGAGAGGGUCGGCUCGUGCAAGGACGAGACGCGGGCCAAGGGCCUGGAGAUCGUCCUCGGGCGCGACGACAUCAUGUGGGAGUGGCCUCUCAUCGACCUUGCUCUCCUGCUCCUGCUCCUGCCCUCUUUCAUGACUAUCUUUACGGUCAUUGUUCACCGCAUCCGCAUGGCGCGGCAGCGGCGCAAGGACCGUGCGCCGGAGCUCGUCGUGCUCUCGCUGCCGUGCCUCAUCUGGCGCGGCAACGGGCAGCCGUGGGAGAAGAUCGAGGGCGCAGACACGCUGCCCGUGUCGAGCCGCGGCGACGGCGAGUCGCCUGCGGGAGCCCGGUCGCCUGCCAGCCCGCAGGCCGGCCCGAGCUCGGCCGGCAUGGAGGAGGAGGGCCAGGCUGGGCCGAGCACGCCGCUCAUCACCACGCCUGUGCCGCCACCGAGCGGCAAUCCGAGCCACGCCUUUCUGCCUCCCGGCCGGUCGUACUACAGCUGCGACGAGUGUGCCAUCUGCCUCUCGGACUUUGUCGACGGCGACCGGGUGCGCGUGCUGCCGUGCGGGCACAUCUUCCACCGCAACGAGAUCGACGACUGGCUGGUGCGCAUCCGCAAGGUCUGCCCGAUCUGCAAGCGCGACGUGACCGUGCCCAUCCCGCCCUCGGUGCCCGCCGCACUUGCGGGGCCUGCUGGCGACGCACCCGACGUGCCGGCUGCGUCGCCGUCUGCUGCUGCGCCUGUUGUGGUAGCCUCUGCGGACACCGAGGCGAGCGCUGCUGGAGCGAGUGAGGAAGCAGCUGCCGCGCCCGGCGCCUCGGCCGACGCCGACGAGGCACACGGCGCGUCGGAGCGCAGCCCGCUGCUGCCGCGCAGCUGAUGCUGAACCGCCACGCUCGACGCCCUCACGACCUCCUCGCAUGACCUGUACCCAGACUGUCCGUCCCGCGCCCCUGUUGUACUCCAGCACGUCCCUCUCAGGCCCACCUGUCUAUCCGAGCUGUGUGGCCCG
Molecule: messenger RNA, 2002 nt
Organism: Tilletiopsis washingtonensis
Lineage: Eukaryota; Fungi; Basidiomycota; Exobasidiomycetes; Entylomatales
Exons: 7
Coding region: 173-1870 (565 amino acids)
Source: RefSeq, a predicted model, not a curated record